Messenger RNA from Microtus ochrogaster (prairie vole), 3125 nucleotides. RefSeq names its product integrator complex subunit 4 (gene Ints4). Gene Ontology annotation, biological process: snRNA processing. Gene Ontology annotation, cellular component: integrator complex. The coding region runs from base 71 to 2914 and encodes 947 amino acids. Lineage: Eukaryota; Metazoa; Chordata; Mammalia; Rodentia; Cricetidae. The transcript has 22 exons. The record is from RefSeq and is a predicted model, not a curated record.
AGGGCUACCCCCGCCCCCGCCACGCGUGCGCUCGCCCAGAGUACGGAAGCCGAGAGGGUCUGGCGCAGCCAUGGCGGCGCACCUGAAAAAGCGGGUGUAUGAGGAGUUCACGAAAGUGGUUCAGCAACAGCAGGAGGAAAUCGCCACCAAGAAGCUCCGGCUGACAAAGCCUAGCAAGUCUGCCGCCCUCCACAUCGACCUGUGCAAAGCCAGCUCCCCAGCAGACGCUCUGCAGUACCUCCUCCAGUUUGCCAGGAAGCCUGUGGAGGCUGAAAGCGUGGAGGGGGUAGUCAGGAUUCUCCUGGAGCAUUAUUAUAAGGAAAAUGAUCCAUCUGUGAGACUGAAAAUUGCAUCAUUGUUGGGCUUGUUAUCAAAGACGGCAGGAUUCUCUCCAGACUGCAUAAUGGAUGACACCAUUAACAUCCUACAGAAUGAAAAGUCUCACCAAGUCCUGGCUCAACUGUUAGACACCCUGCUUGCAAUAGGCAGUAAACUACCAGACAAUCAAGCUACCCAGGUGCGCUUAGUGGAUGUGGCCUGCAAGCACCUGACAGAUACAUCCCAUGGUGUAAGAAAUAAGUGCCUGCAGUUACUUGGCAACCUUGGCUCGUUGGAGAAAAAUGUCACAAAAGAUGCUGAAGGCUUAACUGCCAGAGAUGUCCAGAAGAUUAUCGGGGACUACUUUAGUGACCAGGACCCACGUGUCAGAACAGCAGCUAUAAAAGCCAUGGCCUGUAAGCUGCUGUCUGAUGACUACGAGCAGGUGCGCAGUGCUGCGGUGCAGCUCAUCUGGGUUGUCAGUCAGCUCUACCCCGAGAGUAUUGUUCCAAUACCUUCCUCUAAUGAAGAAAUUCGCUUAGUUGAUGAUGCAUUCGGGAAAAUUUGCCACAUGGUCAGUGAUGGCUCCUGGGUAGUUCGUGUUCAAGCGGCAAAGCUAUUGGGCUCUAUGGAGCAAGUCAGUUCUCAUUUCCUGGAGCAGACUCUUGACAAGAAGCUGAUGUCAGAUCUAAGGAGGAAACGCACUGCACACGAGCGUGCCAAGGAACUCUACAGUUCAGGAGAGUUUUCCAGCGGCAGGAAAUGGGGAGAUGAUGCUCCCAAGGAAGAAAUAGAUACAGGGGCUGUGAACUUGAUAGAGUCAGGAGCGUGUGGAGCCUUUGUCCAUGGGCUGGAAGAUGAGAUGUACGAGGUUCGCAUUGCUGCUGUGGAGGCUCUCUGCAUGCUGGCUCAGUCUUCACCCUCCUUUGCUGAGAAGUGCCUUGACUUCCUAGUUGACAUGUUUAAUGACGAAAUUGAGGAAGUGCGUCUGCAGUCCAUACAUACCAUGAGGAAAAUCUCUAACAAUAUCACCCUCCGAGAAGACCAGCUUGAUACCGUCCUGGCCGUAUUAGAGGACUCGUCCAGGGAUAUUAGAGAAGCCCUCCACGAACUCUUGUGCUGUACCAACGUUUCAACAAAGGAAGGCAUUCAUCUUGCCCUGGUGGAGCUGCUAAAAAACCUAACCAAGUACCCUACCGACAGGGACUCCAUAUGGAAGUGCUUGAAGUUCCUGGGGAGCCGGCAUCCGACCCUUGUGCUUCCUUUGGUGCCCGAGCUCUUGAGCACCCACCCGUUUUUUGACACAGCUGAGCCAGACAUGGAUGACCCGGCGUACAUUGCAGUCUUAGUUCUUAUCUUCAAUGCUGCUAAAACCUGCCCUACAAUGCCGGCGCUGUUCUCGGACCACACCUUCAGGCACUACGCCUACCUGCGAGACAGCCUUUCUCAUCUUGUUCCUGCCCUGAGGUUGCCAGGGAGAAAACUGGUGUCAUCAGCCGUCUCUCCUGCCAUCACCCCCCAUGAAGACCCUUCCCAGCAGUUCCUGCAGCAGAGCCUCGACAGGGUGUACAGUGUUCAGCACCUAGAUCCGCAGGGGGCCCAGGAGCUGCUGGAGUUCACCAUCAGAGAUCUGCAGAGACUUGGAGAACUUCAGUCUGAAUUGGCAGGGGUGGCCGACUUCUCUGCUGCCUAUCUUCAGUGUCAGCUGCUCCUUAUUAAGGCUUUGCAGGAGAAGCUGUGGAAUGUGGCUGCCCCCCUAUAUCUAAAGCAGAGUGAUUUGGCCUCAGCAGCAGCAAAACAGAUCAUGGAAGAAACCUAUAAAAUGGAGUUUAUGUACAGCGGGGUGGAGAAUAAGCAGGUGGUCAUCAUACACCACAUGAGGCUCCAGGCCAAAGCCCUGCAACUGAUAGUCACUGCACGGACCACGCGAGGAGUUGACCCCUUAUUUGGAAUGUGUGAAAAGUUUUUACAGGAAGUGGAUUUUUUUCAGAGGUGCUUCGUUGCCGAUUUGCCCCAACUUCAUGACAGCUUUGUGGACAAACUUCUUGAUAUUAUGCCCCGACUCAUGGCGUCUAAACCUCUGGAAGUGAUCAAAAUUCUGCAGACAAUGCUGCGGCAGAGCCCCUUCCUCCAUCUCCCGCUCCCGGAGCAGAUCCACAAAGCCUCCGCCACCAUCAUCGAGCCCGCAGGCGAGUCAGACAACCCUUUGCGGUUUACAUCUGGGUUGGUGGUAGCCUUGGAUGUGGACGCAACCCUGGAACAUGUGCAAGACCCUCAGAACACUGUUAAGGUCCAGGUCUUGUACCCUGAUGGCCAGGCUCAGAUGAUCCACCCGAAGCCAGCAGACUUUCGGAACCCUGGCCCCGGCCGGCACCGCCUCAUCACUCAGGUGUACCUAUCCCACACUGCCUGGACAGAGCCAUGCCAAGUGGAAGUGCGGCUGCUGCUGGCCUACAACUCUGGUGCACGCAUCCCCAAAUCUCCAUGGAUGGAGGGUGGUGAGAUGUCACCCCAGGUGGAGACCAGCAUUGAGGGCACCAUCCCCUUCAGUAAGCCCGUGAAAGUUUACAUCAUGCCCAAGCCUGCAAGACGCUGACCCCAACCAGUUUUCACAGCCACGGCCUAGGAGCCCUUUCCGGGUACCCGUGAGCAGAAGCCUGGUGCGUCACCUGGAAGUGUGUAGGCAUGAAGAACGUACCAGCCUUAUAAUCCCUUUCAGUACCGUACACAGGGUCAAUCAUUUUUACAUUAAUAACAGAAAUAUUCUGGUUUAUCUCUUCCGUUCCCAUAAUAAAGUUGAGAAAACA